Molecule: messenger RNA, 4874 nt
Organism: Thlaspi arvense
Lineage: Eukaryota; Viridiplantae; Streptophyta; Magnoliopsida; Brassicales; Brassicaceae
Source: the annotation of a GenBank genome assembly
GCCACUCUCAGUUUCUCUCACUAAAAAAUUGAAAACAAAUUUGGGGAGAGAGAGAGAGAGAGAGAUGGAGAACAACGCGACGAGGAUACUGGAAGAGAUCAAAUCUUCCGAUCUUAUCGAGAACCGGGUUCAAUUACUCACACGGCUCGUCCAGUUAGAUACAGCAGAGAACUCCGACGUCUCCUCUUUUGUGGAGAGCCUAACAUGUUUGUUGAACAAAGCAAUUCUGCCUGUGGCUUCUAAAUACCUAGCUUUGGAUCGGCCUGACUGCUCUCACUACUUUCUUGCUUUUGGUACUAAGGCAAGCCAAUGGUGUGCAAAACAUUUGAACAUGUCUGUAAUGUCAAUGGAGGAGUCUCAAGAGGAAGAGCAUUCAAACGUUUUCUUCCAGCUUCUUUUGGAUUAUCUUCGCUUUUCUGCCUCAAGCUUUACUGCUAUUGGAAAAAUAUGUUUCACGAGUGAUGAGUCCUCAGCUGUUACAGUUCAUAAGUUUGUUUCAGAGCAGCUGAAUUUGACAAAGGAAGUGAUAUUGAAUGCCAAGGUUGAGAUUAGUGUUUUGCAUUGUUCUCAUCUGUUGAUAGCUUUCAGCAUUCUUUUGAGACAGAAAGUUGAAUCCUUUUCCUCCGAGAUUUUUAAGGCGGCGCAAGUGGUGAUUGAUUCUGUUGUUCGUCUGUGCAAAGAUUUCUCUCCAACAGUGAAUCAGUGCUUAAAUGAAACCAAGACUAGUGGAAACGUAGGUAUAGCAAGGAUGGAGGAAGGCAAUACUGUGUGUAAUUUGGUAAGCAUAAUUACUCUGGGAGUUAAUUCUCUGAGUGAAUUGGGUAUGCUUGCUGCAAGAGAUGGUGGCAAUCUUGUGACCAUUCUGAAUACAUCAUGGAAGGGUGUGAUUUCAUUGCUUCAGAUAGACAAGCAGAUAUUGGUAUCUAAGGUAGAUGUGGGAGAAAUCAUUUUAAAGCUAUUAUCACUGAUCAAGGAGUCCCUGAGAUUUGCUGCUGAGGCUUGGUCUUGCUCGGCGAAGGAAAACAUAUCUGCAACAGAAGCCAGAAGGGUCUUUCUUCCAGUGAAAUUUUAUCUUAUCAACGCUGUUAAAGUUGUGGCGCUGUUUCCAAGCCAGGCGUCUAUGGUGUUUAAGGAAAUAUCACUCUGCAUCUUGAUGAUAUCUGCUUUCAGAGUUUCACUGAGCCAACAAACCCAUGGCAAAUCCGCGAGUGAAGUAAUGACUGAUCUUCUAGAGAAAACGACUGUAGAUCUUCUAAGCGCACUGUUGAACGCAGGUGAGACAACACAAGAAUUCAGGCUCACACUUCUUGAUUCGUUGUUCGUAGAUGAACAAUGUUUUUCAAACCAAAUUUGUAAGAGACAGAGCCAUGAUUCUCAGACAAAAACAUCAUUGGUGGAUAUUUUGUCUAUAUCUGCUGAAUCCGCAACAAGUACCGGAGUUUUGCUCCUGGCCAGAGUUGUAUUGUUCCAGUCUGUUAUGAGGUAUUCUUCUGAGCUGGAAGCAGAUGCGAAGUUUGCAAUCACCAAAAAGCUGCAUUGGCUUCUCGACGUAUUAAUAGACAGAGAGGUUUACUCUUCAAUCCUCUGCUCUCAGCUUCCAGUGGUAGAUGGUUCUGGGAAGACAAUAAUCUGGGAAUCGAUGUUUUCAGCUCUGCUUCUAUCUCUCAAAACCCUUAUGGUUAUUCUGUCUUCAUCUCCUGCCUGGGAAGAGCUUGAAACAUUCUUACUCCAGAAUCUCUUGCAUCCCCACUUCUUGUGUUGGCAGAUAGUUAUGGAACUAUGGUGCUUCUGGGUUCGUCAUGCCACUGAGGAUUUGGUGGCCAAUAUGAUCGAUAAACUUUGUAUAUUCAUGAUGUCAGUGUCAUCGUCAGAAGCGCUGCUUUGUCCUGAUUCCGUUCUCAGGAGAACUACCAAGUCCAUAUGCUUUCUUCUUACUCACAGCCCCAAAUCUUUAACAGCUCGAGUUUACAAAAACAUUACCACUGAGAGUAGAUCUGAAUCUGCACCUGAUGUAUAUCUAGCCUUGCUGUUAGACGGUUUUCCGCUGAAUUUUCUUCCCGACAGAACAAAAAACGAGGCGAAGGAACAGAUCAUUACAGAUUUCUCCCACUUCAUUGAGGAUUUCAAUGAAAAACCAUCAAAGCCCUCCAGGCACACUGUGGUUGGAGCUCCUGUUUUCGCACUCUCUGCUUACCUUCGGAUACUAAAAAUGAGCAUUUCAAAGAUUGACUCCAAAACUCUGAAAUUUGCCGUCGCUCUCAUUCAAAAGUACAGAAACUCGAAAGAUGAAACGACAAAGGAUCGUUACAGUGAGAUUCUCAGCGAGACGCUAUCAAUCAUCUCAAGAAACGAGCAGCUAUACACUUACCACGAGAUGGAUAAUGUCAUAACAGAGCUUCAAAGGCUUUUCAUUUCAGAGACUGAUAAUCAUCAUCAUCUCCAUAAAUCGAAGCCAAACCUCGCCCUCUUCUUGUCAGGACUUGGCAGAUACGAGAUGUCUGAAACUGAAACCUGUCCAAAGAGCCGGGCGGUCUGGGAAAUCUACCAUUUGCUGCUCAGAAAACGCCACUGGGCUUUGGUACACCACGCGGUUACUGCGUUUGGGUAUUUCUGUGCACGUACGAGCUGUAACCAGCUAUGGAGAUUCGUACCUGAAGACGCUGCUUUAGCCUUCGAUAUAGGUUCUGGAAAAGGAGCGAAAACAGAGAGGUUCAUGUCGGAAUUGAAGAUGUUCUUGGAGAAAGAAGAAGCGCUUCUCUCGGUCACACCUUCACAAGAGGAACUCGAGUUACUUUCGAAAGAAGGCACGGAGGUCAAGGCAGCAGUGCAGAAGCUUCUAGAAGGAAGAAGCCAGCUGAGAUCAAUGGAAGUAGAGAAACGAUCGAACAAGAAAAGGAAACUUCCAGAAGGAAUUAGCAGAGGAGUGGAGUUAUUGCAGAACGGGAUGAAGAGGAUCAACGAGGGUUUAAGGGAGUUGGGAUCAAAUGAAAAUGAGAAUGAAGAGUUUCAAAAGAGUUUCUUGAAUCAGUUUUCGUGUCUUGAAGAUUUGGUGUCUCAUUUGGUAAGCCUCGCUGCUUCGGACUAAUGUAUGUAUUUUCUUACUACAGUAGUCUACUUUUGCGUUUGCGUCAAUUGAGAAAGAGAGAAAUCACCACUUGUGAAAUCUUAUUAGCUUAAUUUUUGUAGCGUACAUGUAAAUCAAAUAUAUAUGUAUGAGGAAACAAAACCGCAUUAAACCUCAUUCGUUAUUAUUAUUCGUUAUCCUCCUGGGUGUCCAAAAUGACUGUAGAAUCUUCUUUCCACACAACAUCAUCAUAAGAAAACACAUUGGCGAAACAAGAAACCAGCUGUUGAUGAAUCACCUCGUCUGAAGGAAGCAGAGUAUCUGUCUCUCUUCUCAAAGAUGUAACUUCUUUAUCAGCAAUUCCACAAGGCACAAUGUGCUCGAAGUAGUUCAAAUCAGGAUCUAUGUUAAAGGCCAAACCGUGACAAGUGAUCCCAGAGGAUAUCCGAACCCCAAUAGCACCCAUCUUCCUAUCUCCGACCCAAACCCCAGUCUCACCUUUGUGUCCUGCGCGAGCCUUCACGCCAUAAACCGAAGCAAAUUCGAUCAUCGACCGCUCCAACGCCUCUACAUAGUUCCUAGCACCGAUACCGAUGCUGCGUAAGGAAACGAUGGGAUAUAAAAUGGCUUGACGAGGGCCAUGGAAAGUGAUAUCUCCUCCUCUUUGAGUAUAAUGAAGCUCAGCUCCAAUUUUCGUGAGUUCAGCUUCAGGGAUCAGUAGGUUGUGAUCGGUUCUACGUUUUCCGAGCGUGUAAGUUGGUGGAUGCUGAAGCGAGAGGAGGGUAUCCGGGAUUAGAUUCGCUUUUCUCUCCGAAACCAACUUGUCUUGAAGUUUAAGGGAUUUCAAAUAGUUCACAGUGCCUAGCUUCCAAACCUCCAGGGUUCUUGGGGAUCUCAUGACCUUUUUGAUUCUUCUCCUCCAACCUCCACCGAAGAGUUUGACCUCAGAGAUAAUUGCUCUCUGAGAUUAGAAUUUUGGGUUUAUUCUUUUAUUAAGCUUCCAAAUUGAACGACUUUGUUAAUUGUACCCCUUAAGUUUCCGAAAUCUCACAAAAAUACACGCCAUAUCCAGAUUCCAGAGCGAAACCCGAUAAUCCAAACAGAUAUCAAUUUAUUAAAAGGGAAAUUUCCGUGGAUGAUGAUGAUGUUUCUUAUCCUUGUACAUCAGAAUUAAGAACAAUACGCAUACAAAGAAAGGAUUCUACACUUUCAAAACUUAGGGGUCAAAUUCGAAAGACCAAGCUAAACAAUUCUAUUUCCCGAGCAGGUGACCGAAAAAAGGUUCUUUCAGUUUUCCAAUUGUUUGAGCUUAUCUAGGCACCGGUUCAUCAUUCGAUUCUCCUCUUCAGACAAGGAUUUGCUAGAUUGUUUUAACCUCUCCGUCUCGCACUUCAAGGCUCUGUCUUUACACGCUCUGAUGCAACCGCUGAUAUCGAGCAAGUUGAAGACCACCGGACAGUUUCCGAUGCUUUUGACCAACGUCAUCGCCGACCAAACUUGUCUGUGUUCCUCUCUUGAUGAUCUUACAAUGCAAAGCUUUGUGAUCGGGUUCUCAUAUUUUACCUGGAAAGAUCCAAGAGAAGAGCCGAGACCACACUCGCCGAAAUUGACGAGGAUGCUGUCUUUAAUUGCUUUCGAGAGAUUGAAUUGUGUAAGAAUAAUCGGAUUUCCUUCUCCGAGAAGAUCCUUGUCCGGGUCUAGAAAAACCUCCAUCAACAUGUAUCUGUUCUUAAAUCCCACCAUCUUCUUCGGAUCUCUCUCGACUUGCAGAUAACAAACACAAGCGCCGGCUGAAAAAACUUGAGAGGGG